Messenger RNA from Dalotia coriaria, 1504 nucleotides. RefSeq names its product eukaryotic translation initiation factor 2B subunit gamma (gene eIF2Bgamma). Bases 85 to 1473 code for a protein of 462 amino acids. Gene Ontology annotation, biological process: biosynthetic process; cytoplasmic translational initiation. Gene Ontology annotation, cellular component: guanyl-nucleotide exchange factor complex; eukaryotic translation initiation factor 2B complex. The transcript has 4 exons. Gene Ontology annotation, molecular function: guanyl-nucleotide exchange factor activity; translation initiation factor activity. NCBI's taxonomy places the organism in Eukaryota, Metazoa, Arthropoda, Insecta, Coleoptera, Staphylinidae. The record is from RefSeq and is a predicted model, not a curated record.
AACAUAACCUUCACGUUUAUAAACCUCAAUUUCGACCAUAUUUCAUCAUAACAACUCAUCGCAAGCACAAUUUUUUGAAAUAAAAUGAAUAUACGGAACGAGUUUCAAGUAGUGGUGCUUGCCGCCGGCAAGGGCUCUCGCAUGCCCGAGCUGACAACGCAUAAACCGAAGUGUUUGCUGCCCAUUGGUGGCAAGCCAAUGAUUUGGUACCCAUUGCACAAGUUACAACAAUCUGGAUUCACAGAUGUUAUCCUGAUUGUUUGUGACAAAGACAAAACAGAUAUCCAUUCAGCCCUUGAGAAAACUGAGCUGACCAUAAAAAUUGACUAUGUGACCAUUCAAAGCACAGAUGGGGAAUGGGGAACAGCCCAAUCUCUCUGCUCUAUAGCAGACAAGAUCAAGUUAGACUUGAUCAUUGUCUCCUGUGACUUAAUUACAAACAUGGACUUUGCUGAAGUCCUCCACGUCUUCCGCAAACACGACGCUACCCUCGCAUCUCUCUACUUCCCACCAAAUAUUCAAGACAACGUUCAAAUCCCCGGUCCCAAGGGGAAAUACAAACCCGAACGGGAUUUAAUCGGCGUUGAUUCACAAACGAAUCGAUUAGUUUUUCUUGCAUCUACUUCAGACUUUGAAAGCGAUGUUUGCAUCCCACUCAAUUUAUUCAGGAAACAUCCGGGUGUAAAAAUGUUUAGUAAUUUGCUAGAUUCUCAUUUUUAUGUGAUGAAAAACUGGCUGUUGAAGUAUAUGCAUGAAAAGGAUAAAUACACUACGUUUAAAGGCGAAUUUUUGCCGCACGCGUUGAAACAACAGUUUAAACGCAAGAGUUGUGAUCAAGCGAAGAUAGAAUCAAACGUGUCCGAGAUUAAAAAUGUCAAAACCGAGGAUAUUUUCGAUUUUCAUAAAGAGAGUGCCUUAGAAAAGAAAAUACGCGAGGCUAAUGCUUAUAAUGAUCAUAUUGGUGAUUUAAAAGGAGCUUAUCAUGAUGAUAGUGUAAGGUGUUAUGCGAUUAUUACAGAUCCUGGCGUGAUUGGCGUUAGAGUAAAUACAUUGCAAGCGUACUGGUCGAUAAACGCAAAGAUUGCAACAGAAUGGGAGAAACUCUUUGGCGAUAACCUACCAUUAGUUCAAGUAGAUCCCAAAUCUAAGAAUUCAAUCAAGUCAACACAAGUUGAUAAUUGUUUUAUUUGGGAUGGCGUCACGCUGAACGAGAAAACAUCGUUUAAAAACAGUAUUAUCGGCAGUAAUACCGAAGUGGCGAGUUUUAGCAGAGUAAUCAACUCUGUUAUUAUGAAUAAUGUGAAGAUACAUGAAAGAGUUGUUAUAGAAAACUGCAUUAUUUGUGAUGAUGUUGUUAUAAAUAGUAACAGUAAACUUGAGGGUUCUAUUAUUGGCAGUAAACAAAAUCUACCGGCCGAGUCGGAACAUUCGAAAGAAGUAUUGACUGAUACGACCAUAUUAAUUGAUAAUUAGUAAUUUGUUAAUAAAAUAUAUAUUACCGAUA